Messenger RNA from Closterium sp. NIES-67, 4443 nucleotides. The record is from the annotation of a GenBank genome assembly. NCBI's taxonomy places the organism in Eukaryota, Viridiplantae, Streptophyta, Zygnematophyceae, Desmidiales, Closteriaceae.
CUCCGAGUCAGUCCUUCGAGCCCAACCUUUCCUUCCACACGUUUCUCGGGCCACACGUUUUUUCCCGUCCCUCCUCCCAGCCUGUAGUACCAUAUCUGCGUUCCUUCAGUUUCUUAGGGGCUUCUGGUGUAGACCCGUGGUCCUGGUGCUUUUCAACAUUGGCAGAAAGCUGGUUGCUUUGAGAAUUCACUAGUCUGCCUCCAAUCGCUUUAGGCUGGGUUCUCUCAUUCCUCCGUCUGGCUUUCUCUCUAUAAUUACCGUGGCGAUCUGUGGUUUGGUUGGGGCGACCUUUAACUUCGUCGAGUUGCCCCUUACUCACCUUGUCCUCACUUGCCGACAAUGGCGGCCCAGCAUUGGCUAAUCUCUUCGCCAGAUCUGCGAUCAGGCUAUUGUGCUGCUGCCGUCACGUCACGACGAAGCCAUACGCGCAACAACCAUGUCGCCAUGGAUCAACCCUCGUUCCGGUUAGCGGCGGCCGAUCUCAGAGUGAUUAAUUACACGACGAAUCAACGAGCGCUUCACGGGCGAAGGGAUGGGCUGUUAAGGAUCACCGAUGCUUUCAGUACCGCAGAUGCAUCCUCGCCGUCCAACCGACGCUGGCUACGGAACGGGAGCGGUCGUUUACCGUCGUCGCUUUCUGUCCAAUCAGGAGCUCCCGCUCUCCGAACCGUACGAGCUGACGUGGCAGGUCCUCCUGCGUCGGUGGUAGAUCAGACGCGGAGGGAGAUCGAUGAUUUGGCCAAGUCGAUCAAGCAGCUACAGAAACAGAUCCGUAGGAACGAGCUGUCGCAGGCGUCGCAAUCGUCGCAAUCGUCGCAGUUGUCGCCUGCCCAUCCACCUAAUGGUGGCCGGCGGUUACCAAAUCCGCAGCAGCCGGAGCUCAGCGACAGCAACGAGGGCUCAGUAGACUCGCCGUCCAAUCAGCAGCCGAUGCCUCUCCGGCCAGCCAAUGAGAUUCGAGCACGUGUCGAUCACUUAGUGGAGCGAGCGCAAGCCCUCCAAGUCAUGGCGUCGCAGGGAUCAAUGUCGUCGUCCGGUCGCGUGCCGGUUCAGAUAGCAGCGAAUCUUAAAGCCCUGCGACGGGAUUUCAACUCCGUGCACAACAUUAUCCGCCUCUCCGCCCCCUCCUACCUCUCCGACACACCGCCAUCGCCGCCGUCGUCGUCGUCGUCUCGCCCUCAGUCGCGGUCGCAGUCGCAAACAUCGUUACCCGCUGCCUCCUCCUCCUCCAUCCUGCCGUCGCCGUAUUUCGUCCACGACGCAAUCUCGUCGCCUCUCGAAUCUUCGCCGUCGUCGUCUUCGCAGGAGCCCGAAGUCGUGGCUUCGGGUCGUGCCAGCGACCGCCCAAGUGGCUCGUCUGCUGCUGGCCCGUUCUCAACGUAUUCGUUCUCGACGUCGUCCCCGUCGGUCUCUCCUCCCUCGUCGAAAGGCGGCGAGGACGAGGACGAGUCAACGAUGAAAUUCCGCUUUAAGCCUCGCUCGUCCUCCGACUCUCGGUCCAUGACGGAAAUCCGGCGCCGAGUGCAGGAGCAGCUAUCCUCUAUGGCGACUGACAUGGAGGCGAGCGCCACUCAGCUGGGGAUUAUAGCCCCUGCAUCCAUGUCACCACCUGCAACAUCACAAUCAUCAUCAUCAGCGGCAGCAGCAGCACCAUCAGCGCCAUCUGGGGGCGAUUCCCCCGCCGCCGCCUCUCUCCCCUCCCUCUGGGCGCGCCUCUCCGACCGCCUCUCCCAAGCCUUCCGCGCCCUCCUCUCCCCGCCCCCCUCCCGCGCCUCCCGCUCCUCCCCCGCUCUCCCCUUGUCUCGAACAUCCCCCUCCGCCUCUUCCCCCUCCGCCGCCCCUUCCUCCGCCGCCUCCUCUUCCUCCUCCGCCUCUUCCCCCAUCCAAAGGGGGAAAGCGGCAGUGGGGGGAGCGGAGGACGCUUCAGGGGGGGCAAGCGUUGGGGGAAAGGCAACGAGUCUGGCGCGGCUGGUGGGGGAGGUGCGCGCCAAGGGGUCGCUGAUAGAUGCUGCGGAUGAGGCUCUGGAGGAAGAAAGCCGAAGGCUGCAGGGGAAGGCCGACGAGCUGUCAGCAGCAGUCCGCGGCCGCCUUUCCGUUGACGACGUUCAGGCGGUAGUAGGCGCGGCAGUGGGCAACGUGCAGAGCGAGCUGGUGCGCGCGCGCAGGCGGACGAAGGAGCUGGUGGCGCAGCUGGAGAUUAAAGACUCGGAGCUGCGGCUGCGGCGCGAGGAGUGGGAGAAGGAGCGCGCCGCCAUGGUCGCCACGCUGGACGCGCUGGUUAGGAAAGGGACGCAGGGGAAGAGCGAAGGGGGAGCAGGAGGAGAGGCUAACAUAGGAAAUGUAGGAGGCGGAGAGGUCAUAGGACAGGCAGGUAUGGAGGGAGUGGCUUCUGGAGCCGUGUUGACACCUGUAGAGGCGAUGACACGUGGCAUGAGCCUCACGGACGCAAUGAUGAGGAUCCUUUCCCUAGAAGCGGCUGUAGCGCGGGCCGAGGAGGCCGAGCAGGCUACAUCCGUGCGGCUAGAGCGCGUGGCUGACGUGCUGGGGCGGGAAAUAGCGAAGCUCAGAAAAGACAAGAAGUCGAUCGAGGUCCGGGCGCAGAUGCUGACGUGGCGGCUGGAGAUGAUGCAGCAGAAGCUGGAGGGGCUGCUGGGCGGCCUGCUGGAGAUUAAGGACGCGCUGAUUGGCGGAAAGGUGGAUCUGGGAGUGCAGCUAUUGGAGGAGUUGGUGUUUGACGUGGAAACGUGGACUAGGCAAGGGAAGAAGAUGCUAGAUGAUAAGCUUCUAGGGCUGGAGUCUGGGAAAGGGGCGGCGGGAAGAGGGGAGAAGGAGGAGGGGGGAGGGAAGGCCGGUGAGAAAGGUGAGGGAGAGGAGGGAGAGGAGGGGGGUAGAGGGAAGGUGAGGGCUGGGUGGUGGAAGGAGGCGCCACCGGGGGAGUGGAGUGUGUAUGAGGAGAGGGAGGAUGGGCGGUUAGUGGAGCUUGGGGAGGAGAGGAGAGAGCAGGAGGAGAGGAGGAAGAGAAAAGAGCAGGAGGCUGCUAGGGAGGCGGAGGAGAGGGAGAGGCGGAGAUUGCUGGAGGAGGAGAGAGAGAAGAGAGACGCAGAAGAGGAGGGAGAGGAGGAGAGAGUGGAGGAGAGAGAGGAGGGAGAGGAGGAGAGAGAGGAGGGAGAGGUUGAGAAAAGGGAGGGAGUUGAAGAGAGUGGAAGUGGGGGUGAGAGUGAGAGGGAAGGGGGGGCGUUAGAGGUCGCUAUUCCCAGGGGUGAUGACGUGGACCAAUCAGGAGAGGAGGCUGGUGUGCAGAUAGGGGGCGGUGAGACUGGUAAGGGAGGAGACGGGGAGGAGGAGAGGAGUGGGGGGGCGACUGAAAGGAGUGAUAAGAGAGAAGGUGGGGAGGAGAAAGAGAGGGGGGGAGUGAGUGAACCAAGCCAAGAGCAACACGAUGGGGAGGAGGAGGAGGGGAUGAGAGAAGAAGCGGCUGAAGGGGAAGCUGCUAGCCAGGAGCAUGGGGAUGAGAGGGGUAGCAGCGAGGGGGAUAGGGGUCGGCAAGCCGAAGUUGCAGAUGAGGGGGAGAAAUCAGGCUGGGAGGACCGAGAACAGGAGGAAGGAGAGGAGGAAGGAGAGAAGGAAGGAGAGGAGGAAGGAGAGAAGGUGGAAGGAGAGGAAACGGCAGGGAAGGAAGAAGGGUGCAACGAGAGUGUUGUGGCAGAAGAAGUGAGUGAGACAGUUGAGGAGGGGAAUGGGCUGGGAGGAAGCACAGAGGACUUGGAGGAUACUGGAAAGCAGAGGGGGAAUGAGGAGAGGAGGGCAGAGGGGAGCAGAGAAGGCGAGAACGGCGAGGAAGGGAGUGGAGAGAAGGAGAGUGGUGAGGCGGGUGAGUUGCAUGAGAGCCCAGCUGAAGGGGCCGCCCCCCCACAUUCUGAAGAUAGCAAGGAAGGGCAGGAGCCAGAAGGCAGGCCAUUGGAGGGAGAGCGGUCGGAGGGAGUGGUAGAGGGAGGAGUUGGGCUGGGAGGAGAGAGUGCCGGAGUGACGCUGUACUAUGAAACGGGGUGGGCUGAUGUGUUUGUGCAUUUCAGUGCGGACGGCGCCGGUUGGACUGAUGUGCCGGGGUCGAAAAUGGCCGAGUCGCCUCUCGUUGGCUCCAAUGGUCUGCCGCUCAAGGUCAUUUCCCUGUCAGUCACUGCCAUGGCGUUUGUCACCAACAAUGGAGGCACAGACUGGGACAGUCCGCCGCUCGGGGGUAACUAUACUAUCACCAACCCGGGUACAUACCUCCUCAGGUUGGGCCAAGUGGAGAGCUUUACUCCAUCCUAGUGUUAGGACUCUGCGCCUAUUACGCUCGUUGAUAGGUUGUGGAUUGUCCCGCAUUUGGGAAGAAUAUGAGUUGGUUGAGUAGGCUAUUGUCAUGGGCCCCAAGAAUCUGUCAAAUAAUAUUAUGCUGCUAUU